UGGUGUGUGUGUCAGUGUGUAUACCUUCCCCUGACUCUCAGCACUCCGGCAUUGCUGUGCAAGCAGAUGUUCUGUCCUCCGCUGCCAAUUCUUUCCAUUUUUUCGCAUUUGGAGAAGGUACCUUUGCAGGCAAAGGCUGCAAAGUGACGAGAAGAGGCAGAAACUGCAGCCCUCCUCCUUUUUCCUCCUCCUCCUCCUCGAUUCGGCGACACAAGGAGAGUUUUAAACGGCUUUGGAGCGAUACAGUAGAGGCUACAGUAGAGGCGAGCACAGGCUUCCUCCACCACACCUGUGAUGCGUUGUUCUGAGCAACGGAGACGCACGAGCUGGAUGUGGAUGGCCACGGCGCGGCACGAGGAUACAUACUGAGGGAGGAAAUACACUUAAUAAGGAAAGAAAAGCACAGAAAAAGUGCAUUAAAGGACACUGUUCGGACCUGAAAAAGAUUUAUCAUCCUGUUUCAUCGCUUUUAAAGAGCGUAAAGAUGCCCUUACGUCGGGGCCCCUUUGUCCGCUGCUGGUUCAGCGCUGCGCUCCUUCUGCUCGGGCUCGCUGCUUUCUCCUCCACCAGUGGUUCAGAGCACGCUGCCACAGCAGCGCUUCCCGCUGCGUUCUCGGACCUGCUGCCUCACUUCCUGGUGGAGCCUGAGGACGAGUACAUCGUGAAGAACAAGCCCGUGACUCUGACCUGCCGCUCGACUCCGGCCACACAGAUCUACUUCAAAUGCAACAGCGAGUGGGUUAAUCAGAACGACCACGUGAUUGAGCGAACUGUCGACCCGGCCACAGCACUGCCGGUCAUGCAGGUGACGAUUGAAGUUACCAGGCAGCAGGUGGAGAAAGUCUUUGGCCUCAAUGAGUACUGGUGUCAGUGCGUCGCCUGGAGCACCACUGGAACUCAGAAGAGCCAGAAGGCGUACAUCAGGAUUGCUUACCUGAGAAAGAACUUUGAGGAGGAGCCACAGAGUAAAGAGGUUGCAUUGGACCAGGAGGUGUUACUGCGCUGCCAUCCCCCCGAGGGAGUGCCACAAGCUGAGGUGGAGUGGCAGAGGAACGAGGACGUGCUCGACCCAGUGAACGACCCCAAUUUUUUCAUCACUCCUGACCACAAUCUUAUCAUCAAGAAAGCCCGCCUCGUGGACACUGGCAACUACACGUGCCUGGCCAAAAACAUCGUCGCUCGACGCAAAAGCAACUCCGCCACAGUCCUCGUCUAUGUCAACGGCGGCUGGUCCACGUGGACCACCUGGUCGUCCUGCAGCGCCGUGUGUGGGCGUGGCUGGCAGAAGAGGAGCCGGAGCUGCACCAAUCCGACCCCACUGAACGGAGGCACAUCCUGUGAGGGGCAGAACGUCCAGAAAAGUGCCUGCGUGGCCACCUGUCCAGUGGAUGGAGGCUGGAGCGAGUGGAGCAAGUGGUCGGCAUGCGGCGCAGAUUGCUCGAUGUGGAGGAGCAGGGAGUGCUCCCAGCCCUCGCCCGGCACCGGGGGCAAAGACUGCCAGGGGCUCGACCUCCAGUCUAUAAACUGCACCAGCGAGCAGUGUCCACAGACCGUGAGUGGAGCCGAGGAUGUGGCGCUCUACGUGGGCAUGGUGGCCGUGGCCCUCUGUCUGACCCUGCUCCUCAUCGUGGUCGUCCUGGUCUACCGCCGCAAAAAAGAGGGCCUGGAUGCCGACGUGGCCGACUCCUCCAUCCUCACCACUGGCUUCCAGCCUAUGGGCAUUAAGCCCAGCAAGCCAGGUGUGUGGGCGCCACGGCCACGAAGGCCUCCCCACUGCAAGAACUCCCAUUUGCUCACCAUCCAGCCUGAUCUGACAACCACCACCACCAGUUAUCAGGGCACCCUGCGCUCCCGUCACGAUACCACUGGGAAGUUUUCCAUGAGUAACGGCCCUCUGCUGGACCCCCUUCCCAACGGAUCGCACACUCUGCACAACGGCAAGCUAAACUCAGACCCCGCUGAGUUUGUGAGCAGGCUAUCCACCCAGACCUACUUUAAAACUCUCCCCCGUGAUGUGGCCAACACCUCCUAUGGGACCUUCAACUUCCUGGGUGGAAGGUUGACCAUCCCCAACACAGGAAUCAGCCUGCUCAUUCCUCCCGAGGCCAUCCCCAGAGGAAAGAUCUAUGAGAUUUAUCUCACUGUUCAGCGGAAGGAAGAUUUAAGGUUACCGCUGGCCGGCUGCCAGACCCUGCUGAGCCCCAUUGUGAGCUGCGGCCCUCCAGGGGUGGUCCUGAGUCGGCCUGUUAUCCUCAGCAUGGACCACUGCUUUGAUGCGUGCCUCGAUAACUGGGCCGUCCGCCUCAAGAAGCAGAACUACGAGGGCGCUUGGGAGGACGUCCUGCUGAUGGGGGAGGAGUUGGUGUCAGAGCCUUAUUACUGCCAGCUCGAGGCCGAGACGUGCCGCCUGUUCACCGAGCAGCUGGGCACCUUCGCCCUGGUGGGAGAGUCACUGCACAUGGGCGCAGCCAAACGCCUGAGGCUGGUCCUUUUCUCCGACGCCUACUGCUCUACGCUGGAGUACAACAUCAGGGUGUACUGCAUGGACGACACUCAAGAUGUCUUUAAGGAGGUGAUGCAGAUGGAGAGGCAGCUCGGGGGACGGCUGAUUGACGAGCCCCACGUCCUGCUUUUCAAAGACAGCUACCACAACUUGCGCCUGUCCAUCCACGACAUGCCCCAGGCGCACUGGAGGAGCAAGCUGCUCGCUGGCUACCAGGAGAUCCCGUUCUACCACAUCUGGAACGGUUCCCAGCGGUACCUUCACUGCACGUUCACUCUGGAGCGGCUCAGCCUCAGCACCUGCGAGCUCACCUGCCAGCUGUGCGUGUGGCAGGUGGAGGGGGAGGGACAGAGUUUUGCCCUCGACUUUAACAUCGCCAAGGACACACGCUCUCUGGACUCUGAGUUUCUGUUAAUGGACAGUAACGCCACAGCUCUGGCCGGGCCCAGCGCCUUUCAGAUCCCGUACCUCAUCAGACAGAAGAUCUGCAGCAGCCUGGAUGCAUCCUGUCCAAACGGAGCAGACUGGAGGAUGUUAGCACAAAGACUUAAACUUGAGAGACACAUGAGUUUCUUUGCAUCCAAAGCGAGCCCGACCUCUGUGAUCCUGGACCUGUGGGAGGCGCAGCACUUCCACAGCGGCAACAUCAACCAGCUGGCCACGGUCAUGGCUGACAUCGGCAAACAGGAGGCCAUGAUAUUCCUGGUCUCUGAUGGAGAGUGCUAACCCAGAAAUGGAGAGAGAAAGAGCGAGAGAAAGAGACUGGUGCAGAAUACAACAAACAUGCAGACAUAACAUAACAAAGAGCAGCGCUCUCCCAAUGGGUCUCUUCUUUAUUUUUAGAAGAUAGUGAAAGGUUUAAGUAGGAUCAAGUCCUUUUAUUCACUCCCAAAACUGUAAAAGCCUUUAAACGACAGAUUUCAUUAGGAAGAAGGACUCCUCAUCAGAGUCUUAAGAUCUUUUAGACAUAAUAUCAGUCACGCUUUUUGUUCAGCAGGCUAAGAAGGAGCAGUAUGCAAAUGCAAACGUUCCUACUUACAGCUGAUGUUGCAAAUUUCUCUUUUUUUUUACUUGGUUUCAAAAACCUACGAUACAACCAGAAUAACAAAGGGUUUUCAGUCAGUUCAGGUGAAAUAUGCAAAUUGGCAGGUGAGCAUGACAUUAUCUCAGACACAUUGUCCUACGUGUAAAAGAUCACGAUGGCGUGUAGCACCACCUGCACGUUGCAGGUUGAAAAGCAGAUUGUAUGCCCCAAAAAAAUCCAGUCUCAUAAUGGUCUGUGUGCUUUUUUUUCUUUUUAGUCAAGCCGGUAUCAGUACUGUGAAUGUAACAUCUUGACAUCUUGAUUCUGAGGGACGCUUCACAGCUUUUUCUGCUUUAAAAUAAGUACAUGUGUUUGGUGUUUGGAACCUUUCUUCUUCUUCAGAAGACGAGUCAGUUUUAGUGUCUUUAAUCUGACAUCCACAUUUUGGUUUAAAUCCUUUGAUUUUGUUUCAUGUUGUGCAGUUUAUUACUCUGCGUUCAUAUUUAGUUUUGUUUUUUUGUGCGUUUUCAUAUUUCACAGCUAAUGAAGGAGCCAUAGCGCCAAAAAGGCAUUCCAGCUGCAUUUUAUGUGAGCAGAAAAUGUUCUCAAAAGUGACAUUUCCUCCCCUUUAAUUACAUUCAUUCUCCGGCGUGUGAACGUGUCCAAAAAGGGUUAUUAAACUACAUGAAUAAUGUAGCGCACUUUGCCACAGAAAAUUCAAAAACAAAUUCCUCAAAAUCGUCACAAGAUUAGUCACGUCGAAAGGGUAAUUGUGCAGCUUUGUUUAUGUUAUUUAUAAAGCAAUUUAGUUGGGAAUUCAAUAUUUGCCGUGCGGCAAACGGUAUUUCCACAUCAGAGAGGAGCCGUCUCUCAGAUAAAGUUGAAAAAGACCCGUUUUUUUUUUUUUUUUUUUUUCUAAGCGAAGCUGGGAAGUGGGUGUUUGCUCUUCUUACUUUACCUUCAUUUCCACCAUGAUUUCUUAGUAAUGGAUGUGUCGAAUCAGGCAACAUAAACAGUCUGAUGAAAACCCCACAGGUUCAGCAGGGCACCUCGCCAAACGUUUAGAGUAAUCCCAAACUAGCCAUAGUUUUGUCUGCCUCAGGGUUGCAUGUGAAGCUGUGUGUUCAGAGGUAGAGAGAAAGGCCCUCUCUCCAUCCUACCAUCAAUGUUUCACUUUUCAACUUCAACUCAUUUAUUUAUGAUUGUCAGAUAUUUGGAAUGUACCUUUAAGUUUCUUUCAGUGGGGAAAAGCAUCAGUUUUUUUCAUCCAAAGUUGUUUUUGAUGGAAACUUCGAUCUUUCCUUCCUGUUUCUGAACACUUUAAACCCCUUUUUAUAUAAAGAUGCCAUAAGAAUCCAAUGUAAGCUUUUUAAAAACACUUGGAUUAUUCCCACAAAGAAAAGAGAUGAUAACCCCCAGUCAUCGCCACAUUGUAAUUUGUAAAUAGUUUUUCUAUACCAGCCACGUGCUGUCACUUUGCAUACUGUAUAUCAGCAGAUUGGUAACCAAAGUUUUAGAAAUAUCAUUUGAGUCCACAGCAUCCUCAUUUUGUAUCCAUCAAACCAGUUUCAGAAUCAUUCGUUUAGUGUGUUUUUUUCCCCCCUCAUUUAGUCAUUUUGUUCGUGCAAGUUGAUGCAUUAUUUGAUCACUUUGUAAACAAAUGUAAAUUAUAUUUUAAAAUGAAGCCAAAAAAAAAAGAAAAAAAAAAGCAACACUUAACUGGCGCAGCAUUUGUCAAGUCUAAACCGUGACGUGUUUGCCUAUAUCCUGUUCUUUGGCGAUCUAGCAGUGAUUUGCAGUGUUAAGGGUUUAGAGGCCAUUUUCACAGGAAGUUUCUCUGUUUGUUCUCAUUCUGGAUCGUUUUAGUUUCGCAACUCGGAAGCAUUUAUAAACGCAAAGGUGGAAGGAAGCAGUCGGCGAGGUUAAUCGCAGGAGGACUUGUGUUCUGGGGGGGGUGAACUCAGACUGUAGCGCGGGAAAAUUUGAACACCCUCCUCGUCGUCCUGGAUGCGUUGAGCAGUAAUGUAGUUCGCCAGCCGACAGGAUGUUCAGCGUCUGUCUCUGCAGCACAUCUGCAGCUGUAGUGUGAUGAGCACCAGUUUCUUUCUGCUGAAAUCUCCAACUGAUAGCUUUGAGUAAGACUCCUGUCUGUAACACAGCUACUUUGUUCGACGGUUCAUGCUGUUUGUUCACCUCUGUGUUGCAUCUUAGCACCGUACUCUUUGUCACUCAUUACUAUUUGGUGUGGAGGACGUGCGCAUAUUUAAGUAUGUGUGUGUUGUGCGUGCGUGUGUGUGUGCGUGCGUGUGCAGACCUCCCUGUCACUGACUGAACUGUUUUCUUUUUGAACUAAGAACAAUAGACUUCUGUAUUUGUGAAAGGUUUUCUAUUUAGUUCCUUGGUUCAAUGUUCCUUGCCUUUCUGCAAGUCAAAAAUGCUGUAUUUAUUACAUGCCACAGCGCUUAUGCAAUUGUAUAAUCCUUCUAUUGUUUUCUUUGUUUGGAUUUUUGUUUUGUUUUGUUUUUUAAGAAAAAAAGAAAAGAAAAAAACUUUUGUGUUCCUUAUCGUCAGUGUAAACUGUUGUCAAACCUUUUGUGGCAGUGGAAAAAACUUCUGCUAAGGGAGAUUUUUCUCUACAUUUUGGACAAUGUUAUGGAUUUGUGGGUAGAAUUUUGGAAAUUCGUUUCUAAGUGCUUUCAAGUAUUUACUUGGCCUUAUGUAUAUAUAUCUAUCUAUGACAUUUCAGAAUCCUAUGUAUAGUAAUUCAAUCGGAAAUUGUUGUAAAUAAAUUAUAUAUUGUUACAUCAA
Messenger RNA from Cyprinodon tularosa, 6335 nucleotides. It is a transcript of the gene unc5a, whose product is annotated as unc-5 netrin receptor A. The coding region runs from base 485 to 3229 and encodes 914 amino acids. Gene Ontology annotation, cellular component: membrane. The transcript is spliced from 16 exons. Gene Ontology annotation, molecular function: netrin receptor activity; protein binding. The record is from RefSeq and is a predicted model, not a curated record. Gene Ontology annotation, biological process: anterior/posterior axon guidance; netrin-activated signaling pathway. Lineage: Eukaryota; Metazoa; Chordata; Actinopteri; Cyprinodontiformes; Cyprinodontidae.